AUGGCAGCCAGCAUGAGAAAGAUCCUGGCCGACAUGGGGGAAGACCCGAAUCGGGAUGGGCUCCUCAAAUCGCCCGAACGAUACGCCCGCGCGAUGCUCUUCCUGACGAAAGGCUACCAUGAAAAUGUGUGGGACAUCGCCAAGAACGCCAUCUUCGAUGUUGACCACAACGAGAUCGUCGUUGUUCGGGACAUUGAAGUCUUCAGCAUGUGCGAGCACCAUCUAAUCCCAUUUAUGGGCAAGGUCCAUAUUGGGUAUAUCCCCAACGGUCAGGUACUGGGAUUGUCCAAGUUGGCUCGCAUCGCGGAAGUCUACGCGCGACGACUGCAGAUUCAAGAGCGUCUGACGGAGCAGAUUGCGCAGGCUGUCGAUCAAAUCCUGAAGCCACAGGGGGUGGUCGUUGUCAUCGAAUCCGCCCACAUGUGUAUGGUGAUGAGAGGGAUCCAGAAAACUAGCGCGGUAACUACGACAAGCUGUCGGACGGGAAUUUUCCGGAAGGAUAAGGCCGCUGAAGAGCAGUUUCAGUUUCUCCUCAAGCUACGGCACUAA
Molecule: messenger RNA, 549 nt
Organism: Aspergillus steynii IBT 23096
Lineage: Eukaryota; Fungi; Ascomycota; Eurotiomycetes; Eurotiales; Aspergillaceae
Product: GTP cyclohydrolase I
Exons: 2
Coding region: 1-549 (182 amino acids)
Biological process (GO): tetrahydrobiopterin biosynthetic process; tetrahydrofolate biosynthetic process
Cellular component (GO): cytoplasm
Molecular function (GO): GTP binding; GTP cyclohydrolase I activity; zinc ion binding
Source: RefSeq, a predicted model, not a curated record